Messenger RNA from Stylophora pistillata, 3390 nucleotides. RefSeq lists its product as uncharacterized. Gene Ontology annotation, cellular component: Golgi cisterna membrane. The record is from RefSeq and is a predicted model, not a curated record. NCBI's taxonomy places the organism in Eukaryota, Metazoa, Cnidaria, Anthozoa, Scleractinia, Pocilloporidae. Gene Ontology annotation, molecular function: acetylgalactosaminyltransferase activity.
UUAGCCCAAAUCGAGCCACGCCUUUGAAAUAAUUCAUGACUCGCCUGAGUCAAAAUUAAGUUAUUCACGGGAAGGAAAAUUUUCCUCCACACUGUAACGAGAGAGAGGACUUCAUUCAGUUCAAACGGGAUUAUUAGAGGUACAUGUUUACAAAGAUUCGCCGAAGAUUUCGUCGGCUCUAUGCAUGUCAAUGGCUCUCCGGGAUAAUAUUCUUUCUCGUUUUUGCUCUGGUCGUUCGACACAAAAGACAGCAGUCGGUGCAAUUUUCAAGGACUUCAACAUCGAAAUACUGGCAAGCGACGAGAAACACAGCAUCUAGUAAAAGCGCAUACAUUGAUGGCCGAGUUAGGGACUGGGGAGGAGUUAAACCGACUCUCAUAGAAAAUGAUGUCAGAUUCCAUAUCGUUGAAAAGAUGGAAGAUGCACGUUUAGAUAUCAACGUGAAGAGAGGCGAAAUUGCUAAAAUCAGUGACGUCAAUUCCAGAAUUUACAGAGGACAUGUUAAUGUUCACCUCUGGAGAGGGCUGUGCUGUCCCAAAGUAAAUAGCUUAAGACAGUACCCUUUAUUUCCGUGUCUACCACAUGAACGCUUUUUACGUCACACCAUCAACUCUGGUCCGUUGGGGACCUGGUACGGACAAAGAAUUAUGGGAUUCGUGCAUCCUCCUAUCACUGGAAAUUUCACUUUUCACUUAAAUGCACAUGUUUUCGCUGAACUAUGGCUUGGCAAGGAACGGAACGCGAUGGAUGUUGAAUUGGUUGCAAAAAUUGCGAUAGAAAACACAAAACACUCCUCAGCCACGCCUGUUAGCCACACAUCGCGGAAAAUAUAUCUCGAAAAAGAAGGGAAAUAUUUCUUUGAUGUACUUCAUGUGAUGAAUGGAGGAAUGAUGAGUCGCGAUCACGUGAAUGUCACGUGGUUGGUUCCGGGAAGUCAGGCUUUUACCAAAAUUUCUUCCGAGUUUCUCACACCUCUAUUGCAGGACGAGUCCUCUUUUCUUAAUCAUGAAGCGUUCUUAGAACGUAAUGAUUUGUUACGAGCACCUUCCAGCGUCAUCGACUCGGAAAUGAAUGAUGUUGACUCUGGGGAAGGCGACGAGGAUUACGAAGGAAUAGAAAUACCCGGAAAACACAACAAACCUUCAAACCAAUUUUCAUCCUAUUUUGGAGAGGAUUUUAACAUCGAAAAUCAGUACGACUUGUUGACCUUUGAUCAACUUCCAGAUGUAUCUCAGGAAAUAUUAUAUGUUUUUCCGAGCUGCACUUACGAACCAACAUAUGCCAAGAAAAGAACAUUCAAACGUUUUGAAGGAAUUUGGCAAACACAUUUUAGCUCUGUGUUUCCAGAUGACGGCACGAAAGAAUUCAUAUGCAUCGAAAACAGACUGAAAAGAGAUUGUGAUGGAAACAGUUUUAUUACUGAAGAUGAAAUACUAGAAAUUAUUCGGACGUUUACAAAGACCAUUGAAGAAAAAUAUCCCAAGAAAUACAAUUUAAAGGCCAUCGUCAACGUCGAAAAAACCCAAGACACCUUGCGUGGAAAUCGAUAUCUACUCGAGCUCAUUUUUCGAGAAAGGGCUCGGAACACGAUCGUAAAGCUAUCGGAGUUUGUGUACAAAUUCAACAACAGUUCCAGACUUUGUAAGCCAGCGGGAAUUACUUGGAAUAGGAACGUGACAAUAAAUGUAAUUCUGACCGUGAAGAACCAAGGAAACUGGGCCCAACACUUUAUCCACGAGAUGUCCCGGAUUACGAAAGAGACGCGUGAAGAUCACGUGAACAUAAUUGUGGUAGACUAUGAAAACAAGGAUAUUGAUAUAGAGGAGUCUUUAAGGCAAAGUUCUUUGACGAACUACAGAGUCCUGAAGCGUAGCGGGGCGUUCCACAAAACAGAAGCUAUUCAGUCAGCAGACAGUACCAUUACAGAUCCACAUAGUAUUGUGUUGUUGUUCGAUCUUCAUCUUCGGACACCGACCAGUUUCUUUAGCGCCAUCAGAAAGCAUACAGUAGAGGGAAGGAUGGCGUUCACCCCAGUCCUCUUCAGGUUAACCUUCUGUGGUAGACCGCUGACAAAGACGACCCAAUCCAAAGGCUACUGGGAAACAUUUGGAUUCGGAAUAUUCAGUAUCUUCAAGUCGGAUUGGGACAGGUUUGGAGGGAUGAACGUCCGGGACUUCCGAGACAAAUGGGGCGGGGAAGAUUGGGAAAUGAUUGACAGAGUAUUGGCUUUGGGUCUAGAAGUCGAGCGACUGCGCAUGCCCGGGUUCUAUCACUUCUAUCACUCGAGAGAUAGAAUGUGGGACAAAAGCUAAAAAGUGAAAUAAAUUCCAUUUUAUGUUUGUGCGUUCAGGCAAAUGAGAAAAAAUGUAACGUUUCUUGCUUUGCUAUAAAGAUUUAGUGUCACUUUCAACACUGAUUCAUCGUGAUAAAAUUGAACGUGAAUUUUCUCUAAGGAAGGAGAAUAGCAAAUCCUCUUCCCUUUUGUAAUUAUAAUGUCGACCAAUGAUAUUCAUGGAAAAAUGCUCAAUGCUUAAUAACAAGAUAACUCAACCGCAGUAUAUUUUUAACAGAGCACGGCUUCAAUUGAAACAACAUCACCAAGAUAUUAUAAAUAAUCUGUUUUUACCUCUGUGCUACUGUAUUCUUCUAUGCUUGUCAGCAGAAUGGAAAAUUUAUCAUGAUAAGAUCUUUUGUGAUGAACUGCAGGCGUUCAAAAUAUUGUGCUGGAAAGUUUGCGGCUACACGAAUUAUAACUUAUUAUGGUGGGAAAGUGCUAUGACAACAAACUGGCAGCAAGAGAAGGCUGUUCAUUAAAAAAAACCUCAGAUACGAACUUCUUUUAAUGACCUUGUGGUUUUAAAAUUUCUAAGAAAAGUUGACAGUUAGUUUCGCUCUGUGGAAAAUUCUCGUUAUUUAGGCGAACAUAUUCGAAAUUUCCAUUUAUCCCAAGUGAAAGCGUUUGAACCUAUUGUAAAGUAAUGAGAAAUCCCUCAAAUUUACAUUUUGAAUUAAGCAAAUUUAAAUUUUCGAAAAUCUAAGUAAUAAACUGUGACAAUCAUAAAGCAAUACUUCUGACUAAUAUAACACUUCCGUACGCGAUUUCCUGAAAUUUAAAACAACCUCUGACGAAUAGUCGAUUGAUUAGUUAAGAUUUAAGACAUACACGAACUGUCUAUUUCAGUGUGAAUCUUAUGUCUUUUGCCCCCCGCGGGUCGAAUUAAUUGGUAUGUACGAUCUGAAGUCCAAAUUUGAAACAGAAAUACCUGGUUGGUGUUAAAAAAAAAAUACGUAUUCUUUUUGCUUGUCAACUUCUUGCGCCUUCGGCAAAGUCCUCUUCUUUGUUUUCAAGUGAUUAUGAUAAUUUUCAUUUGUGUUAUUCAAUGGCAGAGA